AUGUCCUUCGAUCCUCCCCUCGACAAGCCCCGCCAUCUCCGCUACUGGCAGCGCUGCGCCCGCACACUACUGCCCCACCACUACACGCCCAACGACAGCCAGCGCGUGACCCUGGGCUUCUUCAUCAUCGCCGCCAUCGACCUGCUCUCCCCCCACGACGAUCCAAAACCCCUCCUCACCCCCGCCGACCGCCGCAGCCUGCGCAACUGGGUCCUGUCGUGCCAGCACCCCCAUGGUGGCUUCUGCGGCAGCCCUACCCAUGUCUUCCCCGCUGACUGCGAUGACAGCGACGCGGGCGGGAAUGCGAACAUAGCCGCGACGUACUUCGCGCUGCUGUUGCUGCCGAUGCUGUCGGAGGAUGAUCAUGCGGAGGGUGGUGCAUACGCUGGUGUCGACCGGGCCAAGACGCUGAGGUGGCUACGGAGGCUGCAGAGGGUCGACGGGGACGGCAGCUUUGGCGAGGUCAUCUACGAAUUACCUGAUUUCGAAAAGAGUGAUGGCCAACAAGAUACUGGGAGUAGAAAAUAUAUAGUCGGCGGCGGCAAGGAUAUGCGCUACUGCUACCUCGCCGCCACGAUCCGCUGGAUUCUCCGCGGCGAUUUGACAGAAGACGACGAGGCUUACGUCGAGGAUAUUGACGUCGCCGCGCUGGUGCGCCAUAUCCGACGCAGCCAGUCCUAUGAUGGCGGCUUCUCCGAGAGCCUGGGUCACGAGAGCCACGCCGGCUACGCAUACUGCGCCGUGGAGGCCCUGGCCCUGCUGGAUCGGCCGGUUGAGAGCGCGACGUCGAGCCCUGAUGCGGAAGAUCAAGACACACCAUCACCACAUUACACACAAAGCAAAAUAUUGCAGGAUGGCAUAGCAGACAUGCCGGGGUUCAUAUCCUUCCUCGUCUCCAGGCAGUUCGCAUACCUCAAGGACCAAGAAAAGAAGGCAGAAGAGGACGACGAGGACCCGGAGACGGCAAACUUCCAGAUGGCCAACCUCUCCCUGUCGGAACCCCACGAGGACACGAAACACAUCGGCUUCAACGGCCGCUGUAACAAGGUCGCCGACACGUGCUACACCUGGUGGGUGCUGGGCUCGCUGUCCAUCCUGGGAGUCCUCGACCACUAUUCCUCCUCAUUGCCAGUCCCCUCACCCACAACAGUUGGGCCAGAAGCCAUCAGGGCAGCCCGUGCCUUCCUCCUCGACAACACCCAGCACGCCAUCGGCGGCUUCGGCAAGCGGGCUGGCGACCCCCCUGACAUCUACCACUCCAGCCUGGGCCUAUUCGCCCUCGCCACCAUGGGCGACCCUGCGCUGAAGAAGGUCGAUGCCGGGCUGGCUGUGAGUGUCGACACGGUAAGGAAGAUCGAGGCUGGGAGGAGGGGCCUGUUGAGGAGAGCAAGGAAAGGCACAAGUGGUGGCGAGGCCAGGGGAGGAGGCGGCGGGUUUGGGAAGGGCCUGGUGGGUAUGGCUGUCUCGAUGGGGAGUGGUGGCGACAGGCCGGCGUGGUUGGAUGGGGCAGUAUGA
This is a messenger RNA of Diaporthe amygdali, 1515 nucleotides long. Its product is annotated as type-1 proteins geranylgeranyltransferase subunit beta. Gene Ontology annotation, cellular component: CAAX-protein geranylgeranyltransferase complex. The coding region runs from base 1 to 1515 and encodes 504 amino acids. Gene Ontology annotation, molecular function: CAAX-protein geranylgeranyltransferase activity. The record is from RefSeq and is a predicted model, not a curated record. The transcript has a single exon. Gene Ontology annotation, biological process: protein geranylgeranylation. NCBI's taxonomy places the organism in Eukaryota, Fungi, Ascomycota, Sordariomycetes, Diaporthales, Diaporthaceae.